AUGAUACUGCUGAUAGCUGUGAUUGUCUAUCAAUUAUCAACGAACAUGGCCACGGUUUUUGAGAGUCCAUUUCUUUCAAACAGACUCCGGCAAAUUGAAGAACGUUACGAGGAACCAGCAACAUUUGGCAGAUGUGAUUGCACAAGUUAUAGUUAUCUAGCUCUCAGCGUUGUAUUAUUUACAAUUGGUACUGCUGUUACUAUUUUAUCACUGGGCGAUGCCGUUGAUGGUCAGAUAUUUUCAAACCUUGGUCACAUGUGGCUUGUGGGGCCUAUUUUUAUUUGCUCCGGUCUGAUGGUUGCUGUUAAAUGUAUUCUUUAUUUGAGAAGAAAGUCCGUCAUACAAAUGAUUAUUCAUCAGCGCCAACUAUUUCGACGUUUGCAGGAACUGGCAAGUGCACAAGGAGUCGGUGGAUCGGGAGCUGGGACACCUGGUCCGCCGCCUUAUGAUUCAAUAGCCCAAGGACAAGGACCAAGUGAACUGCCACCGCCAACUUACGCCGAAGCUGUUGCACUCUUGCAUCAAAGUGAAAUUCACGGUGCUAAAUUCUCGAGUGAUACACAAGCAGACAGUGGUCUUUUAUCAGUGGGAACAACUCGAGCCAAACCUUAA
This is a messenger RNA of Cotesia congregata, 612 nucleotides long. Lineage: Eukaryota; Metazoa; Arthropoda; Insecta; Hymenoptera; Braconidae. The record is from the annotation of a GenBank genome assembly.